AUGUCCUCUUUUUAUAAUUAUAAUUAUUAUGGAGUUGCAGCUGCUGGAUCAUCCCAACAUGUGUACAAUCUUACGCAAUAUUCCAAUGGAGGAGGGGCUGGUGGUGGUUUGAUGUUUUCAUCACAGCAGCAACAAGGGUAUGAUGAUGGAUCUUCCUAUUCGUAUCAUCAACAAAAUCCAUCAUCAACCUACAGCCAUCAUCAUCCCUCAUAUUAUAAUAAUAAUAAUAAUAUUAGUAAUAAUAAUUAUAAUCAUCAUCAGCAAUAUCAACAACAACAACAAGUUCUGGAUCAAUCCUUCAUCUCUAUUGAUUACUGCAAUGAAAAUGAUUUACAAAAGGAAGUGAAUCAUCAUCAUAACAACCCUCACUCAAGAAAGCAACAACAACAUCAUCAACGGAGAGACUCGUUUGAUUCCUCUUCCUCCACCUCUGUAGCUUCCUCUGUGGCUUCUUCCACAAGAACUGCCAGAAUACCGAGAUCAUCCUUGGAGCAGACAUAUCCUUCGUCCGUGAUGAUGCCGGUGAACCAACCACCACAACAAUCUUCCUCCUAUUAUCAUCCAUCCCAACAACAAUCAUCGCCUCCCAAUGUACCAUCCUCCCCACAACGAAUGGUUCCCUCUCUCAAUACUCAACUCAUUACACAAAAUUAUCAAGCUUACGAAUCGUUAGAGACUGAUUCCUCUGUGGAUGUAUGUCCAGUCAAGGAAGAUCAUAUUUGGAUGAUUGAUAAUUUGGUUACAAUUGAAGAGGCUGAACAAUUAAUAGAUAUCUAUCAGGAUAUUUCCCGAAGAAAGGAAGAGUUAUUGUUGCAACAACAAUUACAAAUUCAAUUGCAAAAGCAACAACAACAAAGAAGCUCGUAUAAUUAUGGAAAUCGAGUGACCUCCUCAUCGUCUAUAUCAUCAAAAUUGUCACGAAAAGGAGUUUCAUCGAAUGAUAAUCUUGCGACUGUGCCUGCAUCGCCUUCAUCAUCGGUUAUGUACACAGCCAAUACAGUACCAACAACUCUUAAUCAUAGCCACAACCACCACUACUACAUGAAUAAUCCUACAAACAUGAAUAAUGAAAACAUACUCAACAUCACUCACAAUAAUUUUGAGCACAGAGUUCAACAUAUCGAGUAUACAAAUGAGGAAUUUGCAAACUUUAUAUUUGAGCAAUUGAAAGAUGUGCUUCCCCAAAAUCAAUCCAGAGUUUUUGGAGAAAAGAUUGGGAGAACAUUUGAAUUGAGUUGUAUUAAUGAAACAUUUAGCAUUUACGAAUUAAGGCCAGGUGAAAAGCUUGAAAAAUCGAAAGGAGAAGACAAGUGUCGAAUUAUUGAAGUUGAGAGUGAAGUCAGCUCAACCACCGCUUCGAGCAUGGAAUCUUCUAGAGCUAUUGGCCAUAACAAUUACAUGACGAGAUAUGGCUCCAACAAUGCUGUACAUUAUACGAGUAUGGGACCCAACAAUGGAGGACAACGUUCCAUUCCAACCACUACUGAGCGAUAUCACGAAAAGAGUUUCCUCACUUGUGUGAUUUGCUUGAAAGGUGUUGUUAACACGGCACAGAACGAGUCCAAUCAACGCUUGUUUGGUAUUAAUUUGUAUGACAUGUCCAAGGAGAGACCUGAACACUUUGUCGUUUUGGACCAUGUCGGUAAGAGUUGCCUCUUCAGUGACAAUGCUCAACUUUUUGAAGUGAUUGAAAAUUUUGGAACGGAAAAUAUUUAUCUUUUAGUGGUCAACGUCAUGUAUAGAUCGCGGAUUUCGUCGAAUCAGCCCAUUUCCUUGAAAUCCUGCGAUUCAACUAGCAUGCUCGAGAAGGAUACUAUCCAAAACAACGUCACACUCGAGGAAAAUCAACAGAAACAACAAUUCUCAGGCUAUACCUCUGAUCCUUAUGGAGAUGAAAAAUAUUUGGACUCUCAAAAUAACAAGAAGAAAUCGAGCGUGAGCAAAUAUGUAUUGUUGGCUUUUGGAACCAGCAUGGUGGUUCUCACAAGUUUAUUUAUUCAGAGUGGACGAGUGAACAAACCCAUUGUUGCCAAACUUCUUUCCAUCAUUUCGAAACAUUUAAAUAUUUAA
Messenger RNA from Naegleria lovaniensis, 2070 nucleotides. RefSeq lists its product as uncharacterized. Bases 1 to 2070 code for a protein of 689 amino acids. NCBI's taxonomy places the organism in Eukaryota, Heterolobosea, Eutetramitea, Acrasida, Naegleriidae. The record is from RefSeq and is a predicted model, not a curated record. The transcript has a single exon.